AUGUCUUCAAACGGUGAUGCGAGCAUAGUUAUGAAGUACAUCACCAGUGGGGCUUCCGAUUUCCUGAUAAAGCCUGUGAGAAUUGAAGUGCUGAAGAACAUAUGGCAGCAUGUGUUCCGGAAGCAGCUGAUCGGGAAGAACAACAGAAGCAGCAGCAACAAUGCUCAACACCUCGAUCAGGUUUCAUAUCCACCAACCAUAGCUCCUGCUUCUACAUGUGCCACAAGAACCACAGGAAUAAUCACUGAAGCCGCCACGGUGACACUGGAGAGCGCGACAAGAGAGAUGACUAACGGGACGGUCACAGAUAUACAGGAUCUCAGGAAGUCAAGGCUCAGCUGGACCUUACAGCUGCACCGCCAAUUCGUUACAGCUGUUAAUUCCCUGGGGGAAAAGGCAGUUCCAAAGAAGAUACUGGAGACAAUGAAGGUUAAACAUUUGACAAGAGAACAAGUUGCAAGCCACCUGCAGAAAUACAGGCUUCACCUACAAAAAUUGAAUCAAACAUUGCACAAGGAUGACACGGCUUCAAAAUCAAGCCAUCCCAAUGAAUCAAACAUUCUCAGAACCGAAUUCAACAGUUCUUUGAAUUCAACUUAUUUUGAUCAAGAUGGAUGCUUGGAGAUCACAGACUACUCUUUGCCCAAGGAUGACAUCUCAAGUGGCUCAGACUGUAUGCUGGGAGAACGAAACAACUACAACUCACCUCAAGGUUUCCAGGAUUUCAGAUGGGAUUCAGAUAAACAGGGAUCUGAAACGACGUAUUUAUGGAAUUUCGAGGCAGAUGAGUGA
Messenger RNA from Miscanthus lutarioriparius, 792 nucleotides. The record is from the annotation of a GenBank genome assembly. NCBI's taxonomy places the organism in Eukaryota, Viridiplantae, Streptophyta, Magnoliopsida, Poales, Poaceae.